GUUCAGCAAGCCCUGAAGAAGCAUGAGCUUCUCGUUGCAAUUAUUAAAAAAGAUCAAGACCAUAACAAGAGACUGCAAGAAUUUAAGCAACGUAUCUGCCGACAGAAAUGGGCUCAGAAUAAAGUGAGAGAGAAACGCCAGCAAAUUGCUAGAGCCAGGAAAUAUUAUGAAAAUUACCGGGUUCAGCUGCGUGCCAAGAUGAUGCGGGCUAGGACACGGGAAGAAAGGAUAUUUAAAAAUUUAUUUGAAGAAGGCUUAGAAAUUCAGAAGCAAAGACUGAAGGACCUGAGAGCGUAUGCUCAAGAGAAGCGUGCUGAGCAAAGGCGAGAGCAUCAAAAUGAGCUGGAGUCUAUGGAGAACUAUUACAAAGAUCAGUUUUCCAUGCUAGCAGAAGCUUUAUCUCAAGAACGCCAAGAAAUCCAAACCAGAGAGAAAGCACAAGCACAAAUGCUACAGAAAACAAAAAGGGAAUUGAGAUCAAGGAUGGAAAAGGAAAUACAGCAACUGCAAGCAGCAAUAAUGCAAAGUGAUGAUGACACCUUUUUUCAAGAACUAGAAGCAGACAGACUGAAAUCUAGACUUCAGAUGGCUUCCUUUCAGCACAGCAAAAGCCGUUUCUUGUAAGACUUAUGGUAAAUACCACUGCAGUUGUCUCCGGCUAAGAUGAUGAGAAUCUUUGAGAGCUGCUGUAGCAGGAAGAUGGUGUGUGGCGGUUUUUCUCUAAAAUAUCAGGUCUGUCAUUUUGACAUGUGUAGCUGCUGGUAUCUGGGAUCUCUACAGCACUUUUACGAUCACCAAUAAAGUUUUUAAACUAC
Molecule: messenger RNA, 815 nt
Organism: Fulmarus glacialis (Northern fulmar)
Lineage: Eukaryota; Metazoa; Chordata; Aves; Procellariiformes; Procellariidae
Product: centrosomal protein of 95 kDa-like
Exons: 5
Cellular component (GO): spindle pole; centrosome
Source: RefSeq, a predicted model, not a curated record